Messenger RNA from Fusarium subglutinans, 1029 nucleotides. RefSeq lists its product as uncharacterized. The record is from RefSeq and is a predicted model, not a curated record. The transcript has 2 exons. Lineage: Eukaryota; Fungi; Ascomycota; Sordariomycetes; Hypocreales; Nectriaceae. Bases 1 to 1029 code for a protein of 342 amino acids.
AUGAUCCGCCAAAAAUGGCUUCCCCAUGCCAGGGCCAUAUUCGCCGCCCAGAAAAGAUGUCUUUCUUCGCCAAGCGGCAGAUUCCCCAAGUUCGCCCAAAUCGAUGAGAGCUGGGGAUCUCUACAGGAGAAGCUCAACUCUUCUCUGGCCCGGGCCAGUCCCGGUGGAAUCUUGAAGCCAAAGCCAGUACCUCGCCCUCCAUUGAAGCGUGCAGUGGCUGAGGACCCUGGUUCCGGGCACAUGGUUAUCAUCGAGGGUCUGCCAACGUCGCUUGUCGCUGCUGACUUCCAUCGUCUUGCGCCGGGUACACUUGCUGGCUGGGAAAACGGCAUCACUCAUGUCUUCCAAGAACGCGAUCCCUGGACCAUGGAACCACUUGGCACAUACUACAUAACCUUCCCCUCCAGCGCCGCCGCUGACAUCUACCGCGACAGAGUCCAUCGUAUCCUCCGCCUCGCCCAAGCAAAAAUGAGAGACGGCACAGGUCUCUGGGCCUCCAAUGUGAACCCCGUUUUCAUCAAUAAAAAAACCAAUCCCGAAGUUGAGGUCGAGCGCUUCACACUCCUCCCAGGCUCAUACCCAUCCCAUCCUAAAAUCAGGACCACACGGGUCAAAAGGAUGGGAUGGCAGCAAGUCAUGCAUCGAAUCAUCAAAAAAUCCUCCCAUAAAAGGAAUCCUAGCCAUGUGCUGCUUGAGCUACCGCAAGCGAGCUUCUCGGCGUCGGAGCUCAAGGCGAUCAUAAAGCAGGACGGUAUAGAAAGUGGACACGAUUGGCAGAUGGAUGUGUUCAGUCUAAGGGAGACUAUGGACUUUGAGGAGGGCUUUCCCGCAAAGACCCGCCGAGUACCUUUGUAUCGAAGCUGCCCGGAGUUUCGACACAAGCUCGUUUCACGGUUUGUCCUUACCUGCGCGAAUCCUGGAGUUGCAUGGCGAUUCAUUCGUAACUGGAAUCAGCGCAUUCUUGAAUACGACGGAGGAGACGAGGUGAUCCAACGUAAUCGUGUAAAAGUAUCGUACAUUCAGACUUAG